AUGCUAUAAUAAUUGUUUCCAUUCUUAUUCAUAUUUUCACUUAUUAAAUGUUAGACCUUAGAGAGUUUAGAUGUUUCAUGUAAACAAGAUUGUAAAAAUAUACAUGUAAUAUUUAAUAACUAUUCAUUCAGAUUGUAAAAAAUGGAUCAUUAUUUUGGAGAGAAUAAACUUUAGUUGAUGAUUAAAAAGAGUUUUUAUAAUUAACAGUAUACAUCAUAACUACAUAAUAGUUUGAUAAUUUAAAUCCAAAAUAGUCUAUGAAUCUUAAACUUGAAUUGACAGAAUAGGUUUUCAAUAAUUAAUCCUUAUAUGAAAUUCAUCCAUCCUAAAUAAAUAAUCUAACAACUUAGAAAAUCAAUAUCAUUUUCAAAUGUCACAAUGACAUUGAACUAUAAUUUAAAUUAAAAGUUGAAAUAAUUAAUAGUACUAAUCAAACAUUAAUUAUACCAUUUAAGAAACAAUGUAAUGAAUAAUAUUUUGAUCCUACUAAAUAUUCUGUCUAUCUUAAAGAUUUAAAUAAUGAAAAUAUUUCAAUUGGAUGGGAUAAUAGUAAACCUUAAAUACUAUAAAAUAUUUCUGCUGUUUUUGAAUUCAUACCUCCUGAAAAUUGUAAAUAUACUCUACUCAAUAUCUAGAAACCAUCUAUAUUUAGAAUGUUGAAUUAAACAUUGAUAAUAAUAACACUAAAAGUGCCAAAGACUUAAUCAAAAAAAAUUGUCUUGAUGCUCCAUUAGCUUAUGUUAGUAAUAGUAAAAAAUUAAUCAUCAAACCAGAAAUUACAUGUAACAACAUUUCUAAUGAAAAAAGUAAAUUCAAUAAUUUAAUAAUAGUAUUAUUCCAUUUAAAAAUCGAUUCUUUUAAAUUAAAAGAACCAUUUUUUAUUUACUUCUUUAAAUAAUGUGAUAAGAAAGACAAAGAUUUAGAAAAUAAUUAAGAAUUUCCAAUUUUUAUUGGAACUAAAAAAAAUACAAAUGAAUUGUUCAGAGCAGGAGUAUCUUAAAUUGAUUACAAUUACACUACAAAAUCAAUAUCUGAAAAUACUAAUGCUUUUUAAAUGUUUAUUUAUUUUAAAACAAAAGACAAACAAACUAUUUAAGAAAGACUAUUUCCAAAUGGAUAGAAAAUUGAUAUUGAUAUAGUAACAAGAGUUAGGGAUGAAGAAAUUCUAAAAAUUAAACACUAAAAAAAAUUAUAAAUGAAUAAUGUUGAUGACAGAAAAUAGAUUUUAUUAUAUUUUGAAUGUUAAUAAUAAGGAAAUUCAACUGUCUAUGUUGAUAUCAUUUUUAAUUAUUAAAAAGAUUCUCAUAAAUAGGCAUCAUUUUCAUUUAAUAAAUUUUGUGCCAAGACUAUUUAAAAAUAAGAAAAAACCUUAUUUGGAGAAGUUGUGUAUUACAUUAUUUGUAUUGUUGCCAUGCUUUUUGGAGUAUAGACUAUUAGGUUAUUUACUAGUAACUUUUUAUAAUAAUAUUAUUUAGAUUUAAUCAAAUAAGAUGCUAAUGUUCCAGAAGUUACGAUCGAUACUUCUUAUAAAAGAGGUUAUAGUAAUAUUGAAGAAGAGAAAUAAAUUGAAUUGUGAC
Molecule: messenger RNA, 1577 nt
Organism: Paramecium pentaurelia
Lineage: Eukaryota; Ciliophora; Oligohymenophorea; Peniculida; Parameciidae
Source: the annotation of a GenBank genome assembly